Messenger RNA from Coregonus clupeaformis (lake whitefish), 3404 nucleotides. RefSeq names its product paired box protein Pax-3-like. Lineage: Eukaryota; Metazoa; Chordata; Actinopteri; Salmoniformes; Salmonidae. The transcript is spliced from 9 exons. Gene Ontology annotation, biological process: anatomical structure development; regulation of transcription by RNA polymerase II. Gene Ontology annotation, molecular function: RNA polymerase II cis-regulatory region sequence-specific DNA binding; DNA-binding transcription factor activity, RNA polymerase II-specific. Bases 313 to 1791 code for a protein of 492 amino acids. The record is from RefSeq and is a predicted model, not a curated record.
AUACAGUGUCAACAACAACUCCAACUAAGCGGCCUUCAAUUUCAACAGAGGCAAACAUUGCUUUGUCAAUAUUUUCACACUCCACGUUGGAUAUCGACGAAUGCACCAUUCUCCAAGGAUUUAACUUGUGUUUUUUGUUGCAUGUUGUUAUUUUGACGAAGCAACCCGUGGAGGCUGUCCUGCUGCUCCAUCGAAGCCAAAGUGUAGGCCUAUAGGCUAUACGUUUUUGUGGAUCCCAGAAUAUUUCAGAAGUUCACGAGUUGGUGUUGAUUUGGUCCAGAGCAAAGCUUCGUUGGCGGAAGUUUAGGAGACAUGACAGCACUAGCGGGGGGCAUACCGAGGAUGAUGCGCCCGAACCCACACCAAAACUACCCGCGGGGAGGCUACUCACUGGAAGUCUCUACCCCGUUAGGCCAGGGCCGGGUGAACCAGCUCGGUGGGAUGUUUAUCAACGGCAGACCCCUGCCCAACCACAUCCGCCACAAGAUCGUGGAGAUGGCACACCACGGCAUCCGACCCUGUGUCAUCUCCCGCCAGCUCCGAGUCUCCCAUGGCUGCGUGUCGAAAAUCUUGUGCAGGUACCAGGAGACAGGCUCCAUCAGGCCUGGGGCCAUCGGAGGCAGCAAACCCAAGCAGACAACAACCCCAGAUGUGGAUAAGAAGAUCGAGGAAUACAAGAGAGACAACCCGGGCAUGUUCAGCUGGGAAAUUAGGGAUAAAUUACUCAAAGACGGGAUCUGUGACAGAAACAACAUCCCCUCAGUGAGUUCAAUCAGCCGUAUCAUGCGUUGUAAAUUCGGGGGAGUUGGAGGAGAAGACGAGGAGGACGAUGAUGAAAUAGAGAAGAGGGAAUUGGAAGAGAACGAAAGACGAGCGAAACACAGCAUCGAUGGCAUCCUCGGGGAUAGAUCUAGCCACUCAGACGAGGGUUCGGAUGUGGACUCUGAGCCGGGCCUGCCACUAAAGAGGAAACAGCGUCGCAGUAGGACCACCUUCUCAGCCGAGCAGCUGGAGGAGCUGGAGAGAGCCUUUGAACGAACACACUACCCUGAUAUAUACACCAGAGAAGAGCUUGCUCAGAGGGCCAAACUCACAGAAGCCAGAGUUCAGGUGUGGUUCAGCAACAGGAGAGCCAGGUGGAGGAAACAGGCAGGAGCCAAUCAGCUAAUGGCAUUUAAUCACCUGAUCCCUGGCGGUUUCCCGCCUUCGGCCAUGUCGAGCUUGCAGCCCUAUCAGCUGUCAGACACCCCCUACCCUCCGACCUCCAUCUCACAAACAGUGUCAGAGCAGCACAGUACGGUCCACAGGCCUCAGCCUCUCCCUCCUACCUCAGUGCACCAGGGUGGGCUUGGCUCCUCAGCGGGGGCCCAGGAAGGGAGUUCGGCCUACUGCCUGUCCUCCGGACGCCACGGCUUCUCAGGCUACUCAGACAGCUUUGUGCCCCCGCCUGGCCACUCCAACCCAGUCAACCCCAGCAUCAGCAACGGCCUCUCACCACAGGUGAUGGGGCUGUUGAACCCAGGAGGAGUGCCCCACCAGCCCAGCCACCAAAGUGACUUUGCCCUCUCUCCCCUGACCGGUGGGAUGGAGCCCGGGGGUGGCAUGGCAGCCAGCUGCCACGGCUCCCAGCGGGGCCUGGAGGGUCUGCCAGGCCUGACCAGCAUGCCCACCCUGCCCAACUCCCAGUCCUACUGCCCGCCCACCUACAGCUCGCCAGCCUACGCUAUGGACCACCACCCCUCCUACCAGUACGGACAGUAUGGACAGAGCAAGGUGCCUUUCAUUAUCUGAAGCCCCAACAUGGCCAGGAGUGGAUGAGAUCUCUGGUCAACCCGACAGUCAACUCUGGAGCACUCCCCCUUCCUCUCUUCCUCCCCCCACCGCCUCCUCCCCACCCAGCCCCUGAAGAGAAGGGACAACGUAGAGAGAUGGAGGGAGGGGGGUUGUUUUGGGGAUUCGGGGAUGUGAAGGGGGGGUUCACUCAAUGGGAUAAUCAGGACCAAAGGGGAAGCCCUCUCCAGUUACCUGGCACUCGCCCCGCUCACGCUCCACAUCAUGCUCCAGAAACCAAGCACGCCUCGCUUGAGGAGAGAACGAAAUGGAGAGGAGGAGGAGAGGCACAGGAUAAACAAAAAAAGGAGUGAAUAAAACCCCAACAAAAAACUAAAUUCACUCAUUCAACACUCUGCGUUUGAUUUGUAAUAAGUAGCAGAGAGUGGGAGAGGACUUGGUAAACAGUUUUCCUUCCAUGGAUGUGCUUUCAGGGCCAUUGUGAUGAUGGGAGGAAAAUAAGGUUUUAGGGCACAAUCCUAAGGCAUAAUGGUGAUCUAUCUAUGGACGUGAAAUAGGCACACCGCUCACUCAGCCACAAUGCUCUAUGUAUGGCACUCACAAUGUCUUAGGGAAACGUCUCAUACUGCACGCUGAUACUUUGUAUUAUUUUAUAUGGUUUGGGGAAAUGAAAUGUGUUCUAUCAGGAGAAGAAAAACUGCCAUCAAUUUGAUUUGUAAAAAUGACUCUAAGCAUAUGUAGGUCUGGACAGUGAAGGUCGGGACAGUGAAGGUCUGGACAGUGAAGAUCUGGACAGUGAAGGUCUGGACAGUGAAAGUCUGGGCAGUGAAGUUCUAGACAGUUGACUCAGUCUUUCACCCAACUAGGAUGAUAGAGUGAGAUAUACAGUAGUAGAUGGAAGCUGCUGCAACCCAAAGAAGUGCAAUACAUUCAUACCUCAGAUGAAAUGAAUUGACACAUCCCUGUAUAACAAUCUCCUCAAUUAACUGACUACAUCCUUUUUGUAAUCCUUAUUGUUUUGAGCAAAAACAAUGGUAUCUGGGUUGCACUUUGAAGCAAAAAUAAUCCUAACACUAGAUCUGUGCACCUACAGGUAACUUGGAUUUUUGCAUAAAUCCUGCAUUGAUUUCAAUAGGAGAUUUGAGUAUAAAUCUGAGUUACAUACACUCAAGUUACAGAUCUGGGACCAGGGCCCGUAUUCACAAAGUAUCUCAGAGGAGGAGUGCUGAUCUAGGAUCAGGUCCCUCCUGUCCAUGUGAUCAUAUUAGUUAUGAUCAAAAUGGCAAAACUGAUCCUAGAUCAACAUUCCUAUUCUGAGACACUUUGUGAAUACGGGCCCAGGCUACCAGUCACAGUCCAAUCAAGUGUAAAUUGGACCUGAUAAAACAUACCACUCUCGUUCAUUUAGUAUUUAUUCAGUCCACCUCUUCUCUGUUAUAUCCCUGAUCAUAGCACUCCUUUGUGCGGAAAUCACACAUUUAUUUUUCUGCCUUGUUUCUUUUGUAUACAUAUAUCAUUUUCAUUUAUGACUGCAUAAAAUGAUUUGUGUUGUAAUAUGUCUUGUGUCAAAUGCAGCACUAUUUACUAUUUAUAAUAAAAUAUAUAAAAAUGUG